AUGAGUAGAAACAUUAGAGUAUUAGAUCUAAAGAAUGUGGCAAAAUAAAGGCUAUCUAUUAAGGCUCCAGUUCAAAUUCGUAAAUUUGAUUUGUCUAGAAUUAGGGAAUAGGAAUUGGAAUUUAAAAGUUUGGUUGACUCAUUUGAAUCUGAUUAAAGGUACUUGAUUAAAAAUAAUGUAGUAUUAAUUCUCCAAUAAAUGGAUCAUUUAUUAUAAAAUCUUAACGUUCAUUGUCUAAAAAGAAAAAUGUAAAUUCCAAAGAAGAGUAAAAUAUAUAUGGAUUAAAAAUAUUGAUGAAUUAGCGUUCUUCUUAAAAGUAAUUUGAUAGUAGAAGAUCAAGUACAGAUAUAAUUUAUUUGGAACAAUAAUAAGAAAAGAGUAAUUUGGAAUGGUUAGAACAUUGCAAAGAAAUUGAACCUCCAUAGGCAAAAUGCCAGUUUUUCCAUUAAAAAUCAAAGUAUUUAAAACUAUAAGUAGAUAGUCAAUAUUUUUGGGAGGAUGUUGCAAUCUUGGAUCUUGACAUUCAAUAAAAUAAGUUUAUAGUUUAAAAGUAUCCUGAAGGUCAAAUUAAGAAAGUGGAUAGACUCUCUCUGUAAUUUGUAAAUUAAAACUAAGAAAUUUAUUAAAAAGUUUAGCAAUCCAAGUAAACAUAUAAUUAAAUAAAAGUUAAUAGAGAUAAUUACUUAAGAAGAUAGAAAAUAAGAAAUUAUAACAAAUCAUGUCUGUACAUAGUACUGAAGUAUCAUAAUUCCCUAAAACAUUGAGAUAAAAAUUAUUUAAGAAAUACAUGAAUACUUCAAUGACAACAUCUUUGUUAGAUGAAAUAUAAAAUGAAUAUAUUGUAGCUAUGAAGAAAUGUGCAGUAGGCAAUUAUGAUAACAAAUAUAAAUUUGUGCCUUAAUAAAGAUAUUAAUACUAUUCUUUUAAUAGAAAACAACUGAAAAAGUUGGUACAUUUCUAUAAAAAGUCUGCCAUAUGUGCUAUGUAAAAUAUGAUUUAAAGAAUUGAAGGUUAAACAAUUUUUACUUAUGAUUUUCGAUUGAUUCAUUUACCUUUAAAAUUAGAGGAAUUUAACCAUCUUAUUGAUUAAUAAAUUACACUCUAAUUAAAUGAAUUUAAAAAUCAAAGAUUAUUUAUGCUCUCUAAUAUAUAAGAUUGUUUAUCUAAAGAACAUAGUUUUGUAACUACAUAAUAAGAUUAAUUCAAAGGUGGAUAAUUGGAUAAAUUACUUACUAAAAUUAAUUAUAUCUAUCUAAAUUUUCUAAAAAAAUAGAUUGAAAAAGAAUAUAAUAGUUUAAAGAUAUUCUUAAAAUAAUAUACAUAUGAUGAUAAGAAUGAAGUUAGAAUAGAAUUAAGCACCCUUCUUGAAUUAAGUGUCAAAAUUAUUAUACCAAAAGGUGGCAAAAUGUCAAGGAAGGAUAUAAGACUUUCAAAUGUUUAGAUGAUUAAAUAAAAUGAUCCAAUCAUUUAUAUUUAAUAUUCUUUAAACGAUAUUAUAGAAUAAUUAUUAAAACCUUGUAGAUAAUUAUUAACAUUUGUACAAAAAUUCUAAACUAUUAGAAGUGAAUUAAUGACAUUAUUAUUAUUAAAAGAAACACUUAAAGAUAUAUUUGAUUAAAAAUAAAUUCAUGAUUUAGAAGAGGAAAUUAUAUAAAUAAUAACAAUAGAAUAUUAAAAAUGCUAUAAUUUAGUUGAGAAGUUUUAAUAAUUUAAGAAAUUUUUGAUUCCAUUAAAAUCAAAAGAAAUUGCUGAAAUUUUAGGAAUUGAACCAAAAGAAAAGUCAAUAACUUCAAUUAAUAAACAAUCAAUAGUGUAAAGAUUGCAGUAAUCAAAAAGUGCACUAAUGGAAAUAGAUCAUUUGUGUAAUACUAGAAGUAGACUAGGAUUAUUUUCAGUUAAUUUAAAUGAUUUAAAAUUAGUAUUGAAGGAGAAAGUUUAAGAGUAAGCUAAUCAAAUAACAAAUGUAUAAUUUCAUUCAUAUUUUUAUUAGAAAAUAAUUGAUCUUAUCAAAUUUAAUACUGCAAACAUAAAAUAAUAAUUUGAUGAAAUAUAAUCUAAAAGUUCUACAUUACCUAAUACAGAGGAAAAGUUAGUUGAAUUAAAAUUGUUGUUAGGGGAGUUGAAGAUGGAAUUUUCAAGAAAGAAAGUAGAGAUAUUAUAGAUGUAAAAUAUAUUAAUUUUAUAAUUAGAGGAUAAAUGCUUGAAGUAUUAAAUAUGUUUUAUGUUCCAUUUGAUUUUAAUCUUAUGGUAGACUUCUUUUAAUUAAAAUAUUGGCCUUAAGAUAUUACAGAAUUAGUACAAAUGAAUAAGAAUAUGAUUGAAAAAUAAGAGAAAUAAUUUUUAUAGAAACUUUAAGUAGAAAAGUAUGAAUUUGAAGAACAUAUUUAUAAGAUUUCAGAAUUAUUUAGUGAGAUUAAAACGUUUCAUUCAUAUGAAGAGGUUAAACAUAAAUUACCUGCUGUUAGGUAACUUAAUUUAUAUUUUGAUGAUGCAAAAGAAAUGACACAUUCAUUUCAUUAAAGAGAAGGAUUAUUUGGAUUACCAAAUUCUACUUAUCCAUAAUUAGAUUUAUUAAUUAGUGAAUUUUAACCAUAUUAAAAGUUAUGGGAAUUAGCUAGUAGUUUUGAAUAAUAAAAAGAUUAAUGGUUAUAUGGAUCAUUUAAAAAGUUGAAUUCUUAAGAUAUUUAAAUAAAAAUAAAUGAUUAUGUCAAUUAAACAAUAAAGAUGACACAAUAUUUUAAAGAUGUCAAUAAUGAAUAUGCGUAACAAUUUCUUAGAGGACUUAGAGCAGCUAUGGAGAGAUCAAAAGAAUUCAUUUGGAUUAUAGAAGCACUUGUUAUAGAAGCUUUUUAAAAGAAGCCUUCAUUUUGGAGAGAUUUAUUUAGAGAAUGUCAUAUAGCAAAUUUUGAUCCUAAAGAAGAUUUUCCUUUAUAAAUAUUGAUAACAAGAGGAAUCUUAAAUGUAAAAGAGUAAGUUUUAGCAGUUUCUUAGAGAGCAGAGAAAGGAUGGAACAUAGAGAAGAGAUUAAAUGAAAUGUAAGAUAAAUUAUCAGUAAUUGUGAUAGAGAUUGUACCUUAUAAAGAUACUUAUAUAUUUAAAAAUUAUGAAGAAGUUUAAAUGUUAUUAGAUGAAUAAUUAAAUGUGUUAGGUAUUUUAAAAGCUUAACCACAUGUAAAAAUGGUAUUAAGUAAAGCUAAUUAAUUGGAAUAUAAAACAGUAUUGAUAUAAGAUACAUUGGAAUAUGGUAUGAAAUGUUAGAAACAUUGGAUAUAUUUAGAUCCAAUUUUUACUAGUGAAGAUAUUAAGAAGAAAUUAGCAAAAGAAGCUUAAUAUUUUAGAAAUGUAGAUUAAUCAUUUAAGAUGUGUAUGGAAAAUUUUAAUUAGAAUAGGAAAAUAUGGGAAUGUAUAGAUUCUGAGAAAAUGAAAGUAGAAUUUAGUAAUAAUGUAUUAAUGCUUGAUCAAAUUUAAAAAAGUUUAACUAUUUAUUUAGAAUCUAAAAGAGUACUUUUUCCAAGAUUUUAUUUUGUUUCAGAUGAAGAAUUAGUUGAGAUUUUGGCAUAAACUAAAGAGCCUAUGUAAGUAUAAAGACAUAUUUAUAAAUGUUUUGAAUCUAUUUAGGAAUUAAAGUUUGAGAGAUAUUCUUUAAUUACAGGAUUCUAUUCAUCAUUAAAGGAAUGUGUUCCUUUAGAAUAAGCAAUAAAUGUAGCAUAAGAUGAUAAAUCUGGAAAUGUUGAAUUAUGGUUAUAAGAUUUAGAGACUUAAAUGAAAGUAUCGAUCUCAAGAAUAUCUAAUAGAACAUUAAAAGAUUUAAAUUGUACAAAAUAGGAAUUUAUUACAAAAUGGCCAACAUAAUCUAUUUUAUUAGCUAAUUAAAUAAAAUGGACUAGAAGCACAGAAACUGCUAUUAGAUAAUAAUAAAAAAUGAAUCUAAAAUUAUAUUUAAGUAUAUUACAUAAAGAACUUUAAGAUACUGUAUAAUUAGUUAGAUCAGAUUAAAAUAAAUUAUAAACAGCAACAUUAGAAGCUAUGGUUGUAAUUGAAGUACAUUAAAAAGAUAUAGUAGAUACUUUAUAUAAGAAGAAUGUUUAAGAUGCAAAUGAAUUUGUUUGGAUUUCUUAAAUGAGAUUUUAUAAUGAAAUUAUAGAAUAAGAAUUUGUUGUUAAUGUUAAAAUGGUUAACUCAGUAUUAUAAUAUGGUUUUGAAUAUUUGGGUAAUUUAACUAGAUUAGUGAUAACUAAAUUAACAGAUCGAUGUCAAAGAACUUUAUUAAGUGCUUUAAAUAUGAGUUAUGGAGGAGCACCUGAAGGACCAGCUGGAACAGGUAAAACAGAAACUGUAAAAGAUUUAGCAAAAGCAAUAGGAAUGCCUUGUAUAGUAUUUAAUUGUUCUGAAGGAUUAAAUUAUAUAGCAAUGGGUAAGUUUUUUAAAGGAUUAGCUUCUUCAGGAUCAUGGUGUUGUUUUGAUGAAUUCAAUAGAUUAGAUCCUGAAGUAUUAUCAGUUGUUGCUCAAUAAAUAUAUACUAUAUUUUAAGCAGUAAAAGAAAAAAGAAAAUAAUUCAAUUUUGAAGGUGUAAAUAUUAAUUUAACUUUGACUGUAUCUAUCAAUAUUACUAUGAAUCCAGGUUAUGCAGGUAGAUCUGAAUUACCAGAUAAUUUAUAGAUUUUAUUUAGACCAUGUGCAAUGGUAGUACCAGAUUAUGCAAUGAUAGCUGAAAUUUAUUUAUAUAGUACAGGAUUUGAAAAAGCAAGAGAAUUGAGUUAAAAGAUAGUUACAUGUUUGAGAUUAUGCAAUGAAUAAUUAUCUUCUUAAGAACAUUAUGAUUUUGGUAUGAGAGCACUCAAAGCCAUACUAAGUGCUGCUAAAAAUAUGUAUGAAGGAUAUGAAGAUGAAAUAUGUUUAACAGCAAUUAUAAAUGUAAAUAAACCAAAAUUUAUACCUAAUGAUGUUGAUCUAUUUAUGGCAAUUACAAAAGAUUUAUUUCCUGAUGUUAAACCAGUUGAAUCUAAUUAAUUAGAAUUAGAAGAAGCAUGUGCUGAAUUAAAUUGUUAAAUGGAUAAAUUGUUUUUAUAAAAAAUAGAAGAAUUACAUAAUAAUAUUAAUGUUAGAAAUGGAGUUAUGUGUAUAGGUGAAACAUUCUCUGGUAAAACAACUACUAUUUAAGUUUUAGCAAAAGCUCUUAAUUGUUAAAUCUUUAAACUCAAUCCAAAAUCUAUUAAUACUGAUUAAUUAUAUGGAUUUUUAGAUCCUGAUACAAGAUAAUGGUCUGAUGGUGUAGCUCCAAUUUUAAUUAGAGAAAAUAUUGAGAAAUCUUAAAGAAUUUGGAUUCAUUUUGAUGGUCCUGUAGAUUCAUUGUGGAUUGAAAAUUUAAAUACUGUUUUAGAUGAUAAUUAGAAAUUAUGUUUAACUUCUGGUGAAAUAUUGAAAAUACCAACUACUAUGUGUAUGGUAUUUGAAGUUGAAGAUUUAUCAGCAGCUUCUCCUGCUACUGUAUCUAGAUGUGGUAUGAUAUAUUAUAUUCCUUUUAAAUGGCCAUCCUUAAUUGCUUCAUUAUAAUUACCAAAUGGAUUUGAUUUAGAUUAUUUUAUAAGGAGAAUGAGAUUGUAAUAUAUAAUAUUUAAUAUUUUAGUUUAAUUGAUCAUACAUUAGCAUGGACAAAGUUGUAUGUUAAAUUUCCUGUUAUGUAUAUAGAAACAAUUCUUGUUUCUAAUUUUAUAAAUCUUACAAAGAAAUGUUUAACUUUUCUUAAUGAUGAAGAAAAAACUCCAAAUAAUAUGGAUAAUAUGAUGAUUUUUGCUUUAAUUUGGUCUGUUGGAGCAGCUAUGGAUGAAAUUUAUAGACCAUAAUUCAGUAAAUUUAUUAAUUAAUUAAUUAAAACAAAUAAAUCUGAUUUAUAAACUAUUUAUUAAGAUGAAGCAACAUUUGGAUUUCCUAAUAAUGAUAACAUUGAUUAUUUUUUACAUUGUUUUUCAAAUGGAAAAUGGGUUAAAUGGAUCAAUGUAAUAAUAUUUUAUUUAUUAUAUAGCUUAGUAAUAAAAAGUAAAUCAAUCCUGAAAUGUAAUUCCAUCAAAUAGUUGUUUAAACACAAUCAUCUAUUAGAAAUGAUUAUUUAGCCACUAUAGGUCUUCAUAUGUUAUAUUGUGGACCAACAGGUACUGGAAAAACUCUAUCAAUGGCAUCUAAAUCAGGAUUUUAAAUUAUUUGUUCUGGUUCUACAACAGGUAAUUCUAUUUAAAGAUUAAUUGAAACUAAAAUUAAUAAAAGAAGAAGAAAAGGUUAUUAUGCAUCUGAAGAAGGUCACAUUUUUAUAUUUAUAGAUGAUUUAAAUAUGCCUUAUAGAGAACCUGAAGGUGCUUAACCUGCAAUAGAAUUACUAAGAUAAUGGAUGGAAAUGGGAGGAUGGUAUGAUUUAGAUAAUAAGGAAUUUAAAUAUAUGUGUGAUAUCACAUUUCUUGGAGCUAUGCAACCAAAUGUUAGUGGAAGGAAUUAAGUAACAAAAAGAUUUUUAAGAUUCUUCAAUAUAUUAUAUAUUGGAGGAUUUGACAAUGAAAGUAUGACUAAUAUGUUGGAAGUGUUUAUUUAUUGGUUAUCUAUAAAAAUAGAGAAUGGUGUAGAAUUUUUAAAUAUUAAAGAUUAAAUAAUAGUUACUACUCUAUUUUUAUUUGAGAAGGUGUAAACAAGAUUGUUACCUACUCCUUCUAAAUCACAUUAUAUUUAUACAGUGAGAGAUAUAUUUAAAAUAGUUUAGGGAAUGAGUAAAGUUAAUAAAAUUAUUAAUUAAUAAUAUUUAGUUAAAUUAUGGAGUCAUGAAUGUGCUAGAAUAUUUAGUGAUAGAUUAGUAGAUUAGAAUGAUAUAAAGAUUUAUAAUGAUAUAAUGAAGGAAUCACUUUAAUAAUUAUAUCCUGAUCAUCUUUAACAUAAUCUAUUUCUUCCAUUUUUCAAUAAAUAAUAUGAAGAAGCUCCAUUAAUGAAUAGAGUAUUAGAGAAGGUUAAGUGGUAUUUAGAAUAAUACAAUUAUCAAUAAUAAUAAUAUAAAAUGGAAUUGAUAUUAUUUACUAAUGCUAUUUUACAUGUUGCUAGAAUAUCUAGAAUAUUAUUAAGUGGACAUGCAUUAUUAAUUGGUAUGGGUGGAAGUGGCAGAAGUAAAACAUUCAUAAAUAUAAUUUAGCAUCAUUAUCAAAAUUGGCUAAUUUCAUAUUAUUUUAGUAAUCUGCAGAAACUAUUGAUUCUAAAUAAUGGGAUGAAAAUUUAUUAUCUGUUUUAAAAGAUUCAGGUAUGGAAAAUAAAAUAAUAACAUUAAUUUUUUAAGAAUCUCAAUUUCAUUAAGAUUAUAUGUUAGAAGAUAUUUGUAAUAUAAUGACUCAUGGAGAGGUGUCUCAUUUAUUCCCUCCUGAAGAAAGAAUUAAAGUUUAAGAAGAAUUACCAUAUUAAUAAUUUAUCAAAAAUUGUAAACAUAAUAUGCAUAUUAUUUUAUGUAUGUAACCAAUAGGUGAAACAAUACGUAAACGUUUAAGAUCAUUUCCAGCAAUUAUUAAUAGUACAACUAUUGAUUGGUUUAUGAGUUGGUCAGAUGAAGCAUUAGAAUCUACAGCUUUUGGAUUUCUCAAAUAAAAUUCUUUAGUUAAAGUUGCUGUAGAUAUACAUCAUAAAGUAUUAGAUCUUACUGAUAAAUAUAAAGAAGAGAUGAGAAGAUACUUUUAUGUUACUCCAACUUAAUAUUUAUAAAUGUUAAAAAUUUAUUAGAAGAUAUAUGAGGAAAGAGUAUUAAGAUCAAGAAAGGCUAUAGAUAGAAUGGAAACAGGAAUUGAAAAGAUUUUACAUACUGAAUAAGAAGUAGAUAAGAUAAGGAAUGUGUUAUUUGAAUUAUAACCAUAAUUAGAAAAAGCAACUAAUGACAAUUAAAUUUUAUUAAAGAAGAUUAAGAAAAGAUAAUAGGAUGCUGAUUAAAAAAGAAUGAUUUGUGAAUAAGAUGAAAAAGAAUGUAGUGUUUAAAGAGAAGAAGCAAAUUCUUUAAGAAAUUUAUGUUAAACUUAAUUAAAUAAUGUUAUUCCAUUACUCAAAUAAGCAACAGAUGCUCUAGAGAAAAUAUCAAGAGAAGAUAUGAUUUUAUUGAAAUCAUUUAUUUAUCCUCCUCCUUCAGCUGCAAUUGUAAUGGAGGGAUUAUGUUAUGCAUUUGAAAUUGAUGAUCAAGUAUUAUCUAAAAAUAAAGAUCCACCAACUAUUUAAGAUUUUUGGGAUUUUGCAAAAAAGAAUUUAUUAAAUGAUAAAUUAAUUAAAAGAAUUAAGAAAAUGAAAUUAGAAGAAAUUAGAGCUAUUAAUAUUGUAAAUAUAGAAAAACUUGAAGUUUUUUCAUAAAAUCCAUUAUUUGAUAGAGAUAAAGUAUUUAAUGCUUCUACUGCUGCAGGCAAUCUUUCUGAUUGGAUAAGAGCUGUUUUAAAUAGUUAUUAAGCUGUUGAAAUUAUUGAACCAAAGAAAUAAUAAUUAGCAGAAGCAGAAGUUAGAUUGAAAGAUGCAGAAGAGAAAUUAGGUAUAAAAAGAUCAGCAUUAGAUGAAGUUAUGAUUGAAUUAAAGAGAUUAUCUAAUGAAUAUCAAAAAGCAAGAAUUGAAAAAGAAUAAAUAGAAUAGAAAGUAGAAAGUAUAACAAUAUAAUUGUAAAGAGCAGAAAAAUUAACUAAUAAUCUAUCAGAUGAAAAAGUUAGAUGGAAAAAGAAAACUUAAAAAAUUAAAGCAGAAUAAAAUACACUUGAAGGAGAUAGUAUUCUAUGUUCAGCUUUAAUAUCUUAUAUGGGAGUAUUUCCUAUUUAAUAUAGAGAAAAUGCAAUAUAACUAUGGUAAAUGAAAUUAUUAUAGGAAGGUAUUUAAUCUUCUUCACCAUUUCAAUUAUAAAAAUAAUUAAGUGAUCCAUUAUAAAUAAAUAAAUGGAUACAAUAGAAAUUACCUAAUGAUCAAUUUUCUAUUGAUAAUGCCAUUAUUAUGAAAUAAUCAUCCAAAUGGCCUUUAAUUAUUGAUCCUUAAUUAUAAGCAAAUCAAUGGAUUAGAAAUAUGGAAGAUAGCAAAAGUUUAUUAAUUUUUAAUGCAAGAUCACCAAUUUAAUAAGUAUAAUUAUAAUUAGAACAUGCAAUAUAAAUUGGAUAUGCUGUCUUGGUUGAAAAUGUUACUGAAGAUAUUGAUCCUCUAUUUAUAUAAAUUUUAUCAUAGAAAGAUUUUGGAUCAACUCCUUAAAUCAAAUUCUUUGAUAAAGUUAUUGAACAGUCUAAUGAUUUUAGAUUCUAUCUUACAUCUAAAUUAGAUAAUCCACAUUAUUAACCUUAAAUUUGUGUUAUGGUUACAUUAUUAAAUUUCUAAGCAACACUUUAAGGAUUAACAGAUUAAAUGUUAAAUGUAGUUGUCAAAAUUGAUGAACCAGUUAAAGAAGAAUUAAGAAUUAAAAAUAUCUUUUAUUUUAUAUCUAAUUAAGAUAAAUUAAUAAAAACAGAAGAUUAAAUGUUAGAAUUACUUUCUUAAGCAGGAGGUGAUUUAUUAUAAAAUGAAACAAUCAUUAUUGCAUUAUAAAAUACAAAAGAUGAAGGUAAUAACAUAGAAGAAAGAAUACGUAAAUUAGAGACUGAUAGUUAAGCAUUCAAUGUUACUAGAUAAUCUUAUUAAUAAGUAGCUGAAACUGUUGCAAAUUUAUAUUUUGUAGUUUAUUAUUUAGCUACAGUUGAACCAACUUAUUUAUGGUCAUUAGAUUUUUAUGUUGCUCUUUAUUCAAAAGCUAUUAAAGAAGCUUAAUAAGGAAAACUUAAAAGAAAUUAAAAUAUUAUUGAUAAAUUUAUACAAAUGCUUUAUAAUGCUAUAAAUAGAUCUUUAUUAGAAAAAGAUAAAUUAAUUUUUAGAUUUCUAUUAUGUUAAAGAUUGAUGAAUGUACCUAUAAAUUUGGUUAGAACAUCAGUUAUGGGUUGUUCAUUAACCUCUACAGAAAUAGCUAUGCCUAAAGAAUACUCAUGGUUAACUUAUAAAAUGUGGUUAGCAUUAGUUGAUCUUUAAUAAUAAUAUCCACAUAUAUUUAAUGGACUUUGUGAUUCAUUUAUAAAUAAUAAACCAUUUUGGGAUCAUUUCUAUUCUAGUUCUCAUAGUUUCAAGAUAUAAAUAUUAAAUUUAGAUUAAUUUUAAAAUAAUAUGAUUGUUAAAAUUAUUAAACCAGAAUAAUUUAUAUAAGCAACAAAUGAAAUGAUUAGAACAUUUAUGGGAUAAAUCUUUUUAGAAAGUAUUCCCAUUACAUUUGAAUAAUUUUAUUUAGAAUCUGAUCAAAAUACUCCAUUACUUUGUGUUACAACUCCAGGUGCUGAUCCAAGAUCUGAAAUAAUUGCUCUAGCUCAUAAAUAUUGGUUUUAAGAUAAACUUAAUGUUAUAUCAUUGGGUUAAGGAUAAAGUUAAUUAGCAAUUAAAUUAAUUUUGAAAGCUAUUUAAAAUGGAAAUUGGGUACUCUUAUAAAAUUGUCAUUUGGCAGCAUCAUUUAUGCCUGAAUUAGAAAAAUUAUAUGAAAAUUAAUUAAAAUAAAAUAUCCAUUAAAAUUUUAGACUUUGGUUAACUACUUUACCAACAAAUUUAUUACCAUAAAAUGUAAUUAUAAGAGGUAAAUAAAAUUAAUAUUAUAUUUAUAGCACUUAAGAUGACUUAUGAAUUGCCAAGAGGAAUAAAGAAUAAUAUGUUAAGAUCAUAUUUAUCUUAAGAUCCAGAAAAAUUUGAAUUAUGUAAAAGAUUAAAAGAAUGGAAGAAUUUGUUUUUUUCUUUGGCUCUUCUUCAUGCAUGUUUACUUGAACGUAAAAAAUAUGGACCAUUAGGAUGGAAUAUAGGAUAUAAUUUCUCAUAACAUGAUUUAGAAAUGUCUAAAGAAUAAAUUCUAUACUUUCUUGAUUAAAAUAAUGAUAUUCCAUGGGAUGCUCUUCAUUAUUUAAUAGCAGAAAAUAAUUAUGGAGGAAGAGUCACUGAUCCAGUUGAUAGAAAAUUGUUAAAUAUUUAUGUUUCUGACUUUAUUAAUAAAGAUAUUGUAGAAGGUUUCUCAUUUAAUGAUGUUUAUAAAGUACCUAUAGAAAUGUCCUUAAAAGGAUAUAUAGAAUAUAUAUCAGGAUUUCCAAUUGCAGAUCCUCCUCAGUUAUUUGGUUUACAUCCAAAUGCUGAAAUCUAUUCUGCUAUUUUAGAUACAGAAAACUUAAGUUCUACUAUUUUGUAAUUGCUUCCUCGAACUUUAGGGGAUUAAAGCAUACAUCCAGAUAAAUUAGUUUAAAAGAAAGGGAAAUCUAUAUUGAAUGAAUUACCUGCUUAAUUUGAUAUUUAAUUAGUUGAAUUAAAAUAUCCAUUACUUUAAGAUAAUUCUAUGCAUACACUUAUUUAAUAAGAAGUUAAUAAAUAUAAUAGAUUAAUUUCUCAAAUAUCAAAAUCAUUAGAAUAACUUAUGUAAGCACUAGAAGGCUAUAUUAAUAUGACAGAUUAAUUAAAUGAUAUUUACAAUUCAAUUUUUGAUAAUAAAAUACCUUCAGAUUGGAUCAAACUCUCUUAUUUGACAACUAAACCAUUAGGAUCUUGGUUUAGUGAUUUACUUAAAAGAAUUCAAUUUUUAGACAGUUGGAUUAAUAAAGGAGAACCUACAAUCUUUUGGCUUGGUAGUUUUUUCUUUAUUCAGGGAUUCUUAACUGCAGUAUUAUAGAAUUAUUCAAGAAAAUCUAAGAUUCCAAUUGAUUAAUUAAAAUUUGAUUUCGAAUUUAUGAAAAAAACUCCAACUGAAAAUUCAAAUGGAAUUUUUAUUGAAGGUUUAUCAAUUGAUGGAGCUUAAUUUGAUUUAGAAGAAUAAACUCUAUUGGAACCAGAACCAAAUAUAUUAUUUUUUAAAUGUCCAAUAAUUAAGUUUUUACCAACAAAUUAACCAAAAAAAUAUAAUCAUUAUUCAUGUCCAUUAUAUAAUACUUCUUAAAGAAAAGGAGUUUUAACUUCGAAUGGUUUAUCAAUUAAUUUUAUUUGCAAUAUUAAAAUACCAAUAAAAAAUGAAAAGAAACAUUGGUCUAAAAGAGGAGUAGCUUUGAUUAUCUAAAUUGAUUGA
Paramecium pentaurelia is the source of this 12073-nucleotide messenger RNA. The record is from the annotation of a GenBank genome assembly. Lineage: Eukaryota; Ciliophora; Oligohymenophorea; Peniculida; Parameciidae.